This is a messenger RNA of Saimiri boliviensis boliviensis (Bolivian squirrel monkey), 1285 nucleotides long. It is a transcript of the gene RAB32, whose product is annotated as RAB32, member RAS oncogene family. Gene Ontology annotation, cellular component: late endosome; Golgi apparatus; phagocytic vesicle. NCBI's taxonomy places the organism in Eukaryota, Metazoa, Chordata, Mammalia, Primates, Cebidae. Gene Ontology annotation, biological process: endosome to lysosome transport; phagosome-lysosome fusion. The record is from RefSeq and is a predicted model, not a curated record. Gene Ontology annotation, molecular function: GTP binding; GTPase activity.
GGGGGCGCCGGGGACUGCGCGAGCGGCCGAGCGCAGGGUCCUCCCCAGGCGGGCGCCAGGCCCCCGUCAGCCCCAGCCGGGCCGCGAUCGCCGGUGGGUUCCGGGUCCUGUGACCGGUCAGGCGGCGUCAGCGGGCGUGACGGAGGGCGGGCCGGCCUCGGGGGAGUUUCCGCGGCCGCCGGGGGCGCGGCUAGGGAGCGCGCGGCCGGGCGGGGGCCAGUCCCGGAGCCCAGGAGCGCCCGACGGCUGCGGCGCUCAUGGCGGGCGGGGGAACCGGGGAUCCUGGCCUGGGGGCGGCUGCCGCCGGGGCGCCCGAGAUCCGCGAGCACCUCUUCAAGGUGCUGGUGAUCGGCGAGCUCGGAGUGGGCAAGACCAGCAUCAUCAAGCGCUACGUCCACCAGCUCUUCUCCCAGCACUACCGGGCCACCAUCGGGGUAGACUUCGCCCUCAAGGUCCUCAACUGGGACAGCAGGACGCUGGUGCGCCUGCAGCUGUGGGAUAUCGCGGGGCAGGAGCGAUUUGGCAACAUGACCCGGGUAUACUACAAGGAAGCUGUUGGUGCUUUUAUAGUCUUUGAUAUAUCAAGAAGUUCCACAUUUGAGGCAGUUUUAAAAUGGAAAAGUGAUCUGGAUAGUAAAGUUCAUCUUCCAAAUGGCAGCCCUAUUCCCGCUGUCCUCUUGGCUAACAAAUGUGACCAGAACAGGGACACUAGCCAGAGUCCUUCCCAGAUGGACCAAUUCUGCAAAGAACAUGGCUUCACCGGAUGGUUUGAAACCUCUGCAAAGGAUAACAUAAACAUAGAUGAAGCUUCCCGGUUCCUAGUGGAGAAUAUUCUUGCAAACCACCAAAGCUUUUCUAAUGAAGACAACGAUGCGGGCAAAAUUAAACUAGAUCAAGAGACCUUGAGAGCAGAGAGCAAAUCCCAGUGUUGCUGAUACGGCUCCUGCUUCUCUUGUGAGUGCCUCAGCUCUGAAUAAGUUCCUGAGAAUGGGUUACGGAUGUCAUGUUAGCUCUGAGUCUUCCCAUAGAUGGCACUUCAAAAGGCAGCACCACUGGACACCUGCACUUAUUUGAAAAUGGAACUUUGGAAGAAGGAUCUCUGCUAGUGGCUCUGUAACUUAACAGAUGACAAUUAGGCUUUUGUCAUUGUUGCCAUCAUAUGGAUGAUAAUGUUUACAUCCUUUUAAACAUCUUUUUAUAUGACAGUUCCUCAGGAUUUGGUAAGCCUUCCAAGUUGAAACUUUUAGUGUAAGUGCUGAGGUGGUAAUAAAAUGUUACCUCCAGU